AUGGCAACGGAUUCAUGGUCAUCAAAGCUUCUGUCUUUCAUUUUAGAGUUGAGAAGAGUCAUUGAUGCUCCUGGACUUCGUGAUUUCAUCAAGAACAUGAUUACUGGUACCUCCCAGGCUGAUUUUUCUGUCGUGAUCAUCUUGGAUUUGGUAUUGGGAAACAAUGACGCUUUGUUUAGACGUGCUCAGUUGAAAGCUCUUGUCUCCAUUCACAGCCAAGAGGCUGGCAAGGGAGGUGAACUUACGCAUGAUGAGACAACAAUUAUUAGUGGAGCACUUGAUUUGAUCGAGAAGACUGCACAAGAAGCCAUGACGCCAAUCGAAUCAACCUUCUCCUUGGAUGUAAAUUCAAAAUUGGACUGGGAAGCUAUGGGUAAGAUUCUAGCACGAGGCAAUAGCCGAGUUUGUGUCUACUUUGGAAAUCCUAAAAACGUUAUUGGACUUCUCUCGAGAAUUUCUUACCCAUAA
This is a messenger RNA of Eruca vesicaria subsp. sativa (arugula), 468 nucleotides long. The record is from the annotation of a GenBank genome assembly. Lineage: Eukaryota; Viridiplantae; Streptophyta; Magnoliopsida; Brassicales; Brassicaceae.